Molecule: messenger RNA, 1999 nt
Organism: Setaria italica (foxtail millet)
Lineage: Eukaryota; Viridiplantae; Streptophyta; Magnoliopsida; Poales; Poaceae
Product: phospho-2-dehydro-3-deoxyheptonate aldolase 1, chloroplastic
Exons: 5
Coding region: 106-1758 (550 amino acids)
Biological process (GO): aromatic amino acid biosynthetic process
Molecular function (GO): 3-deoxy-7-phosphoheptulonate synthase activity
Source: RefSeq, a predicted model, not a curated record
CGACCCAGGAGACACCGCGCCCGCCACACGCACGCAUCGCCUCCUCCACUACCCGAACCGUAACACCCGAUUAGAUUGCAUUCUGUGAUUUCUCUGUUCUCCGCAAUGGCGCUCGCCACCAACGCCGCCGCCGCCGCCGCCGCGGCAGCAGCCAUCUCCGGCGCGGCCGCGUCGCAGCCCAGCCGCGCUCCGUCGUUCCUCCCGAUGAGGCGCCGCUGCGCCGUCCGCGCCGUGCACGCCGCGGAGCCGUCGAAGAGCCACGGCGUCCCGGCGGCGGCGAAGACCUCGGCGCCGACGGUCGCGCCCGAGAAGGAGGCGGCCCCUGUCGCGGCCCCGGCCCCGGCCCCGGCCCCGAAGGCGCCUGCGAAGUGGGCGGUGGACAGCUGGAGGUCGAAGAAGGCCCUGCAGCUGCCGGAGUACCCGAACGCGGCGGAGCUGGAGGCCGUGCUCAAGACGAUCGAGGCCUUCCCGCCGAUCGUGUUCGCCGGGGAGGCGCGCCACCUCGAGGAGCGCCUCGCCGACGCCGCCAUGGGCCGCGCCUUCCUCCUCCAGGGCGGCGACUGCGCCGAGAGCUUCAAGGAGUUCAACAGCAACAACAUCCGCGACACCUUCCGCGUCCUCCUCCAGAUGUCCGCCGUCCUCAUGUUCGGCGCCCAAAUGCCCGUCGUCAAGGUUGGUAGGAUGGCCGGGCAAUUCGCCAAGCCGAGGUCGGACCCGUUUGAGGUCAGGGACGGGGUGAAGCUGCCCAGCUACCGGGGCGACAACAUCAACGGCGAGGCGUUCGACGAGAAGAGCCGCGUCCCCGACCCGCAGAGGAUGAUCAGGGCGUACGCCCAAUCCGCCGCCACGCUCAACCUGAUCCGUGCGUUCGCCACCGGAGGGUACGCCGCCAUGCAGCGCGUCACGCAGUGGAACCUCGAUUUCACCGAACACAGCGAGCAGGGCGACAGGUACCGUGAAUUGGCACAUCGGGUUGAUGAAGCCCUUGGCUUCAUGUCUGCAGCUGGGCUAACAGCGGACCACACGUUGAUGAAGACUACUGAAUUCUGGACCUCACAUGAAUGCCUCCUCCUACCCUACGAACAAGCUCUAACCCGUCAGGAUUCCACCUCUGGUCUUUUCUAUGAUUGCUCUGCCCACAUGCUCUGGGUUGGCGAGCGCACUCGCCAGCUUGAUGGUGCUCAUGUUGAGUUCCUAAGGGGCAUUGCCAACCCCCUUGGCAUCAAGGUGAGUGACAAAAUGAACCCCAGCGAUUUGGUGAAGCUGAUUGAGAUAUUGAAUCCAUCAAACAAGCCUGGGAGAAUUACCAUCAUUACAAGGAUGGGGGCGGAGAACAUGAGGGUCAAGUUACCUCAUCUUAUUCGUGCUGUCCGCCAAGCAGGACUAAUUGUCACAUGGAUCACUGAUCCCAUGCACGGUAACACCAUCAAGGCUCCUUGCGGUCUAAAGACUCGCCCCUUCGACUCCAUUUUGGCUGAGGUACGGGCCUUUUUUGAUGUGCACGAGCAAGAGGGAAGCCACCCAGGAGGCGUCCACCUUGAGAUGACUGGGCAAAACGUAACUGAAUGCAUCGGUGGAUCACGCACCGUGACUUUUGAUGACCUGAGCGACCGCUACCACACUCACUGCGACCCAAGGUUGAACGCGUCCCAGUCGCUGGAGCUCUCAUUUAUCAUUGCCGAGAGGCUGAGGAAGAGGAGGAUCCGGUCAUCGUCUGGUCUCAACAACAUCUUGCCCUUGCCGCCUUUUGGUUUCUGAAUGGGUAGACAGGGCCAGCAAGAGAGAUGUGUGUAUUCCAUUUGUUGGUAGUUGCUCUUGGUAAAACUAUAUGCCUAUGAGCUGUCCGCACUCCAGGAUGGAUCUGUUCGAUUUUUUUUAUCUUUUGUGUGGGUAAAUACUAUGUAAUGCAUAUGACUGCACUUGUCGACACUAAGUUUUCUAUUUAUACCAUAUAUGAGAGAAUAAUAAUGAAAUAUAGAUGAGUUGGCGUUGUGAAUAA